AUGAUCUUCCUAAAGACAUUGGACUAUCAGAUGAAAAGUGAGUCGAAGAAAUCGACUGGAAGACGGGAUGGUGGGCCAUAUGUUCGUACAACUACCGAUGUUCCUUUUGACAAUAAGUUUGGUGCCAUGACUUCAAUUGAGUACGCCAUUGAUGAAAGUUUGGACAUCAAGGAAGAAAACGUCCAAGAUCCAGGGACGUCCAUAGUUCAGAAACGGAAUGAAACAUACAAAUCAAAAUUUUAUACCGUAAACAUAAGAGAAGGUGAUAUUUGUUAUUCCAAUCCCAAAGUGCAGAGCCCGAGGAAGCUAGAAAUUCAGAAAUCCAAACUGGGAAUUAAAUAUACAUGCAACAUUUGCGCGCGAAGCUAUGCGCGCAAUUCAUCUUUAACUGCUCAUAAAAAAUUUGAGUGCGGGGUCAUGCCACAGUUCAGUUGUAAAUUCUGCGGCCAGCUAUUCAAACGGAAAAGUCACAUGAAUGAACAUAUAGAUCAGGUGCAUCACAAGAUAAGCUCAACGAAGCCGGUAUUAAUGCAUAAGUGUGAUAAAUGUUCUCGAAGUUACAUUUGGCCAACUCAUUUAGCUCGACACAGACGUCUAGUGCAUGCAGCAGUUAAACCACAAUUUAUCUGCGAUUUUUGCGGAUACAAGACGAAUACGAAAUGUAACUUGGUGACACAUAUGAACUCACGUCACUCACAGACAACCGAAUCCAAACAUAUAUGCAACAUAUGCGCUCGAAAUUAUCGCUCGGCAAGUGGUUUAUAUCAACAUAAACGCAUAGAGCACGCAGUACUCAAACCACAAUUUAAUUGCGCUAUUUGCGAAUUCAAAACUAAACGCAAAGAUUACCUGUCAAAUCAUAUCACAGCAAAGCAUUUUCACAUUUAAUAAUUAUUAUUCAGAUUGCCGGUCAGCUGCUUUCCCAUUAAGUUAUUAGAGAUAUCGAAAGAAGAAUUUAUUUUCAUAAAUACGCGCUAUCUUAAGCCAGGUGUUACAUUUAUUAUACGAGUCAUUUUAAAGGAAUCUGUAUUAUCAUCAGAGUUAGUUACUAUC
Belonocnema kinseyi is the source of this 1053-nucleotide messenger RNA. Its product is annotated as zinc finger protein 70-like. The record is from RefSeq and is a predicted model, not a curated record. Lineage: Eukaryota; Metazoa; Arthropoda; Insecta; Hymenoptera; Cynipidae. The coding region runs from base 1 to 888 and encodes 295 amino acids. The transcript has 3 exons.